AUGACCCGUCGCCAGGAGGGGAACCGUCUUAACGGUGUUUGUGAACCAGCAAGCUACGAGUCCUGGGACAGCCUGGCCUGGCCUGUGCCACCUGCUGGUGAUAGUCGAGUGGCGAGGGACGCCAUUGAGGUCGCCCACAGCAGAAAAUUGACCACGGAGGUGGCAGAGCCUUUCAAAUGGAGCGAGCAGUAUCCAAUGGCAACAUCCUCACUGGGACCUGGAAUGGCUCCAAAUCAGUCCACCGUCUGGCGGUCAUGCACCUCCUGCGCUGUGGUUACGAAAGUUCCAUCCAUCACUCAGUUUGCGGCCAAGUCACCAAAUCCUGAGCAAUACCAGGAAUAUCCAUUUGCUUCGAAUGCCAACUCUUUGAGUCAGCAUGGAUUCAGUCCACCUAGACGUCCGGCAUCACCUAGGGACUUCGAGCCAAAAUCAGAAGCGGAGGAUGAGCUGCAAAGAGCAGAGGCGCAGUAUUAUCUCGCAAAAGAGAAAGCGACGGCGGCAUUAAAACAUCAGUCGGAGUCAAAGCAACACAAUUCCGCCACGCCACGAUCCCUUCGGGUGCCCCACAAAGUCAUCGAACGUCGCUAUCGCCACAACCUGAAAUCUAACCUUGACGUGCUUAGUGCCAAGCUGCCGACUCUGAACAACUUCUGCGAUAGCACACUUGGCCUCGAGGACUCCAACCGGUAUUUGAAGGCCCCUUCCAAGGCUACGGUCAUUACCGCGGCGGUGAAGUAUAUCGAGGAGCUAGAGACUAAGGCCGUGGCCAGGGACGAAUUCACCGUGCGAAGGACCGAAUUCAUUUCGUCUUUGCAGCUCCAGGUAAGUACUAAUGCGUGA
This is a messenger RNA of Recurvomyces mirabilis, 840 nucleotides long. RefSeq lists its product as uncharacterized. The record is from RefSeq and is a predicted model, not a curated record. Gene Ontology annotation, molecular function: protein dimerization activity. Bases 1 to 840 code for a protein of 279 amino acids. Lineage: Eukaryota; Fungi; Ascomycota; Dothideomycetes; Mycosphaerellales; Teratosphaeriaceae. The transcript is spliced from 2 exons.